UCUUCAAAUCCAACAUGGCGGCGGUUUUUAUAGCCAAGCGAGCUACUUCGCUCCUUCGAAGAUGUAUUUUACCAGUUGGAGAAGGGUUUGUAUCAGUCAGAGCUCUCUCGGUUACCAGCGGCAAAAGAAAGGAAGAAAGUUUUUUCUCCACCCUUUUUGGCUCAGAAGUUGAAAAGCCAACAGAUGCGCACUCGAAAGUUUUGACUGAGAAGGAAACUCUCUAUGAGUUUGAAUUUAAUGAUGUAAAGCCGGAAUGUAUCGAAGACUAUGUGGGUCUGGUAUCAGAAUUUUUACCAAAAAUUAGUGAAGAUGAUCAGUUUCCUGGUGAGUUGGUGGGAGCCUGGACAACCAUGUUUGGAAGACUUGAUCAAGCAAUUCAUUUUUGGAAAUAUAGAGGUGGAUACAACUCAGUGGUGAAAGCUAAGCAGUAUGUCAGAGAAAACAAGGAGUAUCUUGAGUUUGCAAGAAAGAGACGAACCAUGUUGAAUAACAGGGAAACUCAGCUUCUCCAUGAAUUCGCCUUUUUCGGUGAACCAGAAGCACGGGCGCCAAGCCAUAUUUAUGAACUGAGAACAUAUCAUCUUAAGCCUGGUACCCUAAUUGAGUGGGGAAACAAUUGGGGUCAAGCCAUUCAGAUCCGUCAACAAGAAGAUGAUGCUGUAGCUGGUUUAUUUUCCCAGAUAGGAGAACUUUAUGUUGUUCAUCACAUUUGGGCUUAUGAAGACCUUGCCACCAGGCAGAAGAUAAGGCAAAAUAUGUGGAACCAGCCUGGAUGGGACACAUGUGUUGCUAACACUGUCCCACUAAUUCGUCGAAUGGAAUCAAGAAUAAUGAUCCCAUUACCAUUUGGACCUCUCCAGUAAAUGUACCAAAGUUUUUACGAUACUUGUUGGCAACAUCACUACUAUAAUACCAGAUGUACCUGUGAUUUUGUCCUGUGUUAUUCAUCCUUUGACUCUCUGUGUCAAUCAUUGUAUAGAUUUUCCUUACUGCUCCAGUCAACUGGCAUGCAGAUAAGUGCUGAGAAGUCUACAAUUAUCAACUAAAGGGGUAUUUUCUGGAUAUGAUACCAAAUUCUGAGAACAAACCAAAAGGAAACAGAUGAAUGUACUGAUACCAGUUUAGAGAAACUACUUUCAGAUCUUGGGGAGUAAAUGGUUUGCUUCAGAACCCAUUUUGAUUUUAUCUCUGCACGGUGGAAUUGCUAUAAAAAUUUAUGCCAACUGCCGUUUGAGAUUCUAAAGAGUUACCUAACCAACUCAAAUUUUACCAUAGAUGCUGCCAUUUUGAAAACAGCACAGGAUCAUGACCACUCAUAAAAUCACAGUUAAUAACAUUUCCUUUAUACUUUUUAUAUGGCAGAGACAAAAAUCAUAUGGUUUCUAGAGAAUGCUUCUCUUUUUAGCCGGUGAAAACAAGGACAAGUCUGCAUAGAGGAGCAUAGCUCAAAGAUAAAUGAGCAAUCUUUGGCCACAUGAUGGCUCUUCCUAUAACCCACUAAAUUGGGGUAUCUAUUUGAUCAACAAUUCCUCCUUCUUGAUGGCCCCCAUAAUUCUCACUAAUUUUAGUAUUAGAUUGUGUUUUGAUUUUUGUUAGGCGAAUUUAGUGGUUACUUAAAUUUGCCUGUUAUAUCCUAGUAAGAUGUCGAUUGUAAACAUGAUUAUGUGAACAGAAUUGCCCUCAAAGAUCUCAGAUGGUUAUCUUAUGAAUCAUUCUGAUACUCACAGCUGUGAGGUUCUCAGGUUUAAGGGAUUUGUGUGUACUAGGUUAAUGCUAGAUUUAAGAAGCACAGCUAGUCUACAUAGGGUAAUGUUUUUUUCUUAUCAAAAUUAUACCUUUGAAUAAUUACCACAUGAGCAAUUAUUUUUCUAAAGUUCAAUCUGGCAUUUUAUUUAAAACAUUUGUUUCUGUUACAACGUGGAAGUAUGCUAUUGGUAUCAUCAAAUGUUCCAUUCCACUUUCUUCCAUAUUUAUGUGAUUUUAUUUUCUUGGGUGGGGCUGUUCUAGAGGUUUACGGUGCAUGAACUGAUAGCGGGGCCAUUCAGACUAUGAAAAUAAAUCAGAGAGCAGAACUGAAAUAGUAGAUACCAACUAGUUCAAAUCCAGCUGAUUAGAUAUUGAAUACAAAACAACGAAAUCUUGACUUGUUCAUAUUGACAAGUGAUUUUCUCAUGAAUAUUGUGUCAAUUGAAUGUUAAAAAUGAAAUUGUUGGUCUUUUUGUUCUUUCGCAUGCUUCGGGUUGUAAUAGUAUUAAGUUUAAUUUCCUCGGUGAUUAUAGACGUGUGUGCUCUGAUUGGUUGAGGAUGGAAUCAUUUCUCGCUACAAUCGCCUCGCGUGAGGUGAUAAGAGCAGGGUCGCUAAAUUUCAAACCUCACGUUUUGUAAAUGUUACGCAAGAAGUCAUAGACACGAUGGAAAAAAAAAAAUUCUGAAGAGCCAAAAAGAUGCCAAAGUUUGGCGGAACACUUCUCAAAAGAAGGAUAUUUUAAAAGUUUUUGCUGAUUGAAUUGAAUAAACCUGUUAAAUUUUUUAGUAGAAACUGGCUGCUUACCUGGGGCUCGAUACGAUGAACCAAAGUCAUUUUAGCAGAAUGGUAUCGACAACAAAACGAAUUUACAUCAGUAUUCAAAAGCACCAAAGCAACUAUACUUAACAAUUAUUCGGCUCAGGCUUGGAGAAUAUUGGGUUUUUGUCAGAAUGGCCGAUCUCUCAGUUGAUUCACGUUCAAAAUGUCUGUGUCAGUUGCUGGACUGUUUUGGCGUUGUAACAGUGGCAUGUGCUUGUAAACCGUUUUUCAGUGAAGCUUUUGAAGAACUGGGGUUCAGAGUGUUAAGUGAGGUGUAUUGUAAAGACAAUAAAUUAUCAGGAAAAGUUUGUUAUACAA
Messenger RNA from Stylophora pistillata, 2884 nucleotides. Its product is annotated as protein NipSnap homolog 1. The record is from RefSeq and is a predicted model, not a curated record. Gene Ontology annotation, cellular component: mitochondrion. Lineage: Eukaryota; Metazoa; Cnidaria; Anthozoa; Scleractinia; Pocilloporidae.